CAUUUCUUGAGUGCCCGGUGUCCGUGAAGAUUGAACCAUCUUCAUGAUACCCGACCAAAUCUAGCUCGGCACUCGAGAACGAGGAUUUUGGGUCUGCGCUUUCGACGUUCUGCAGGCCACGAAGCAAGCACAAUGGCAGAAAUUUAUCGUGCGAGCACGACGGCUCCAGUAAACAUUGCGGUGAUCAAAUACUGGGGCAAACGCGAUGCUAAACUCAACUUGCCAACAAACUCUUCCCUCAGCGUUACGCUCUCCCAAGACGAUCUUCGUACACAUACAACGGCGUCCUGCUCAGCCAUCUACACUACGGACAGCCUCCUUCUCAAUGGCAAAGAUCAAGACAUCUCUGGCGCUCGGACACAGGCUUGCCUCCGUGAGCUGCGCUCCCUCCGCACCCGUCUUGAGAACGCCAAUCCGGGCCUGCCAAAGCUCGCGGACCUGAAGCUGAAGAUAGUGUCUGAGAAUAAUUUCCCCACCGCAGCAGGACUGGCGAGCAGUGCAGCAGGCUUUGCGGCUUUGGUGAGGGCCAUCGCAAACCUAUAUGAGCUGGAUAGCUCGCCGACGGAGCUCAGCAGAAUCGCAAGGCAAGGCUCCGGUUCGGCGUGUCGGUCCCUGUUUGGCGGCUACGUAGCGUGGGAGAUGGGAUCGCAAGCCGACGGAAGCGAUUCGCUCGCAGUCCAGGUGGCACCGGUGUCGCACUGGCCCGAGAUGCGCGCCAUCAUCCUGGUGGCAAGCGACAAGCAGAAGGACGUGGGCAGCACGGCUGGGAUGCAGCAGACGGUCGCCACGUCGACGUUCAUGAAGCAGCGGGUCCUCGACGUGCCGACCAGGAUGGAGGAGAUGAACAAGGCGAUCCAGGAGAAGGACUUUCAGGCUUUUGCAAGGCUGACCAUGAAAGAUUCAAACAGCUUCCACGCUACCUGUCUGGACACCGAGCCGCCAAUCAAGUACAUGAAUGAGACCUCCUGGGCAGCGAUUCGCAUAGUGGAAGCCAUCAACGCCGCAGCAGGCAAGUUGGUCGCUGCUUACACCUUUGACGCAGGGCCCAAUGCGGUAAUAUACCACCUCGAGGAGGAUGCACCAAAGGUGACAGGUGUCCUCAAGUCGGUCAUUGGUGACAAGGAAGGGUGGCAAGGCGCGAGGGGGUCAGAGAUUCAAGCUCAGGAUGCUGGGCUGCUGCCUCCAGUUGCCGUGCAGACGCUCAAGGACGGCGUAAGCCGAGUCAUCUUAACGGGCGUAGGAGGAGAUCCUGUCAAGAUCGACGAUCACCUCAUUGACGCCUCCGGAAACGCAAUAGUAAGAUAAAGCUUGAAAAAAAUAUUGGACGUGAGCUUCGUGACCUUUUUGUCUGUCCAUAGAUAGAUUGAUAGUACAAAAUACCCAGCCCGAUCUAGCUCCGUACAUCAGC
Molecule: messenger RNA, 1408 nt
Organism: Verruconis gallopava
Lineage: Eukaryota; Fungi; Ascomycota; Dothideomycetes; Venturiales; Sympoventuriaceae
Product: diphosphomevalonate decarboxylase
Exons: 2
Coding region: 133-1305 (390 amino acids)
Biological process (GO): isoprenoid biosynthetic process; isopentenyl diphosphate biosynthetic process, mevalonate pathway
Cellular component (GO): cytosol
Molecular function (GO): diphosphomevalonate decarboxylase activity; ATP binding
Source: RefSeq, a predicted model, not a curated record